AUGGCGCUGCAAAUAAGGCAAGCGACGGGGAGCCACGUGUGCAGCGAGGAAAAAGAGAGUUGCACUGCAACGGCACGGCGACGUUAUGCCCCGUUGGGAGCAUCCAUGCAGACCAGCACAUCGCCUGCACGAAGAGUUGCUUCUCCCGCUGAGCAAAAAGGAAAAACGGCCUCAGCAGCCCCAAUGAUGAGAGGUCGCCUGCACCUCCUCGCAGCACUUGCAGGCUCUGCAGGCAAAAGGUUGCAGAUGACGCUCUGCUGCACGCAUGACGGCCGUCGCACCCUUCACAAUGGCAAUUGCAUCCUGUGGCACCACACGCCGCAGUCGAUGCGCACAGUCUCCGUCUCCCUCCCUCCUGUCCCUCUCCCUGAGAACUCAUCGGUGGCCGUGGCACACUCACCGACAUGUCAGAAAGCACUUGUUUUUCUUCCCUCGCAUUUCGCACAGCAGCACCGCCAACCUCAUUUUAUCUCCCUUUAUUUUACGUACCCUCUUCCGUCAAAGCUUCCGAUACUGCCGUCCGCCCACCUCCGUUCAUGUCGUCUCCCCUUCGGGUGCUCGCACCACCCUCACGGUCGUUUUUAUUGUUAUCGUCUGGCCGCAUUACGCUUCCAUCAGCACCAUUGGGAAUGA
This is a messenger RNA of Trypanosoma cruzi, 633 nucleotides long. RefSeq lists its product as uncharacterized. Bases 1 to 633 code for a protein of 210 amino acids. The record is from RefSeq and is a predicted model, not a curated record. NCBI's taxonomy places the organism in Eukaryota, Euglenozoa, Kinetoplastea, Trypanosomatida, Trypanosomatidae. The transcript has a single exon.